AAACCACUACAGAACAACAAUUUUAUUGAGACAAAGAGAUGUGAACGCAAAGAUCUGUUUAGCUUCAACAUUAAUAUCAAGUAUGGAGUUCCAAAGCGCGUUCCUCCUCACAACAGGGCAAAGAUUCUUGUCAGAACAUAGUAAAUUGCGAGAGAAAAUAAAAAUGUGGAUGCCUGCGGAGGAAACGGCUCUUGUUAAUUUUCUUAAAGAAAAUGUGGAAUUUGAGAAACCAACAUCGCGGGUAUAUUAUAAUCGUUUCCUUCAAAGUAGCGGUGUGGAUGCUGAUUGGAAAAUUGUACGCUUAAAGGUGUUAAAUAUGAGAAAAACUUAUAAAAAAACAAAAGAAUGGUUGGAUACUGUAGGAGAAGCUAUGGCAGAUGACGAAUCAGUUGGAAAUGCCAUACGCAAUAUGUGUCCUUUAUAUUAUGAUAUUGAAAAAGUUUUUGGAUCAAACUUCAUUAAUUCACCUACGAAAUCAAAUAGGUUACAACCUAUUAUUGUGAAAUCAGAAUCAAUCAGUGAUCAAAAUUUUGAUGAUGCAUCUAAUACUAUAGUUAAAACAGAAAACGAAGAAUUUGAAAAUGUUUAUGAUAAUAUGCAAGGUGCUAGCCAAGAUAGAAGUUUUUCAUUAACGGAAACUAUGUCUAGGAUAGACACGGCUACAGAGGAGGAAAUAGAACGUGCCAUAGAUUUAGCAUUAGAUGAAGGAUAUCGUCACAUUGAUACCGCACCAGUUUAUUUAAAUGAAAAAGCCAUAGGUCGCGUACUCAAGAAGUGGUUAGAUUCAGGGAAAGUACGCCGUGAAGAAUUAUUCAUUGUUACAAAAUUGCCACCAAUUGCUAACAGACCUGAAGAAGUUGAGGAAACGAUUAAGCAAUCGUUAGCUGAUUUACAGUUGGAUUAUGUAGACUUAUAUUUGAUCCAUACACCAUUUACUUUGUAUUUUGGCGAUGGAGACAUCAAACGUGAUGAAAAUGGUGAUGUGGUUAUUGAUUCAAGUACAAAUCAUGUUGCCGUUUGGAAGAAAAUGGAAGAAAUGAUUGAUAAUGGUUACACAAAAUCCAUUGGACUUUCAAAUUUUAAUAAACAACAAAUUCAAAAAUUGUUACCAAGCUGUAGAAUACGUCCCGUUAAUUUACAAAUUGAACAUCAUAUAUACUUACAACAACGUGAUUUGAUUAAUUACUGUAAGGAGGAAAAUAUAGUUGUCACUGCAUAUGCACCACUUGGUUCCAAAGGCAUCGCAGCAUUGAAUAAAAAAGCUGGUGUAGAACGAGAAAUUCCAGAUUUGAUGAAUGUUCCUGAAGUUCUCGCUAUAGCCAAGGCACAUAGUAGAACUACAGCACAAAUUUUGUUACGUUGGGUACUCGAUAACGGCUUAGCAGCUAUUCCAAAAAGUACAAAUCCUGUACGUUUACGACAAAAUUUAAAUAUUUUUGAUUUUAAAUUAACUGCUGAGGAAAUACAAACAUUAUCUAAGUUGGAUGAAAAUAUAAGAGUUUGUGAUUUCUCUUUCUUUAAGGGUAUUACAAAUCAUCCAGAAUUUCCAUUUUAAUUUUGAUUAUAUUUAAUAAAAAAAAUUUGUUU
Molecule: messenger RNA, 1587 nt
Organism: Teleopsis dalmanni
Lineage: Eukaryota; Metazoa; Arthropoda; Insecta; Diptera; Diopsidae
Product: 1,5-anhydro-D-fructose reductase-like
Exons: 9
Coding region: 83-1555 (490 amino acids)
Cellular component (GO): cytosol
Molecular function (GO): aldose reductase (NADPH) activity
Source: RefSeq, a predicted model, not a curated record